AUGUCCCGACAGACUCGGACGGUUGGGUGCCGUAUUAUGGGCCCACAAUCGGCCUUGACGGACUUUUUGGCUUCGCAUAACAUUUCGGCAAACCAAAUUAGACUUGAUGCUGAGGCUCGUCGUAGAGCGGCUGCCCAGGACAACCAAGAAGGUCAAGCUGAUGCUGCUCAACAACAACUCUUGAAUGAGAAUGGCGAUUUCGACACCCCGUCACCGGGAUCUGACGAGGACGAGCCCGUUGUGGCAUCUACCGGUCGAGUAACAAGAGGAAGAAGCGCAGCCCAGGUAACCUCUGAAGUCGAGAGGCGCAAAAAAGAGAAGGAAAAACACGCUAUUGAUAAGAUCAAGGCCAGCAAGAAGUUCCAGAAACGUAAGCGCGAUCCUGACGCUUCAGAUGACGACGACGACGACAUUGUCCGCGCGCUUUUCAACGAGCGUGCGAAGCCUCUACCGGGCCAGAUGGAGAACUGUGCCAUCUGCAACACACGGUUUACGGUAACACCGUACUCCCGCAAUGCCCCUGACGGAGGCUUGGUCUGUUCACCCUGUGGAAAGGAGCUUGCUAAGGAUGAUCCUGCUCCCAAGAAGAAGACCAAGCGUGCCAGCGGAGGACCAGUGGGCGCACGUCGCCAAACCCAGAGCAGGAUUUUGGAUGGAACAUACCACGUCGGCGGCAAGAGCCUGAUGUCUUUGUGCAUUCAGACUUUGGCAAAGAACAUUGAUCUUGCCGAGGAUUUGGGUGACUUGCCACCCAAAAUUGUAGACAAGAUUGCUCGAAAGCUUUCCAAGCACCGUCUUCUCAACCCCACGACACUCAGCCUGUUCUUGAAACCAAGCAACCAGGAAGUGCUCGUAUAUGACGGCGCCAAGCUCAGUGCGGACGACUUCUAUCGCAUCUUCCAUUCGGUCCCGGAACUCAAGAAACUCAAAGUUCGCAACGCCAUCCACUUCAAGGACGAAGUGGUAGAGUAUCUCGUCGACCGCCAUAUCGUCCUUGAAGAUUUGUAUCUUCACGGGUGCAAUCUCAUCUCCGAAGGGAAAUGGAUCGAGUAUCUUCAAAAGAAGGGUCAGCCCCUGCGAUCACUUCGGGUAUACUGGACAGACAAGCAUUUUACGGAUGCUGUUCUUGCAGUUAUCCCCACUAGCUGUCCCAACCUCACCCGCCUCAAAGUCUGCCACAACCAAGCAGUCACCGGUGAAGGCCUGAACCACAUCGCCAAAAUUGCCACUCUCCGCCAUCUGUCCCUCGACUUGCGCGAGGCAAUCCACCCGGAUGUAUACGUCAAACUCUUGACCGCCAUCGGACCCCAGCUCGAAACACUGUGCUUGACCAGAGUCCCCGAGCUAGACAACACAGUCCUCGACGCCCUCCACAUGCACUGUCGCAAUCUGAAGAAGCUCCGCAUCACCGACAGUGAGCUCAUGACCGACGCCGGAUUUGCCCGCCUCUUCACCUCAACCUGGUCCAACCCCGGUCUAGUCUUCCUCGACCUCCAGAAAUGCCGCCAACUCGAAUCAACGAAACCUCGCGAGAACCCCGACGGUAUCGGCCUUUGCGAUGAAGGGUUCAAGGCCCUGAUGGCGCACUCGGGCAAGACGCUCCAGAAUCUGAAUGUUCAUGGUUGUCGUCACAUUUCCAGCAAUGCGUUUGAGGAGGUGUUCACGGCGGAUAAAACGUAUGAGAAUAUGCACAAGAUGGAGAUUUCGUUUUGCGAGGAGGUGACAGAUUUUGUGGUGGGGUGUAUCUUCCGGAGCUGUCCUAAUCUGAGAGAGCUGAAUGUGUUUGGGUGUAUGAAGGUGAAGGAUGUGAGGGUGCCGAAGGGGAAGAUUUUGGUUGGGGUGCCGAAUGCGAGGGGGAUGGUUAUCGAGGGUGAGGAUUGA
Molecule: messenger RNA, 1881 nt
Organism: Podospora anserina S mat+
Lineage: Eukaryota; Fungi; Ascomycota; Sordariomycetes; Sordariales; Podosporaceae
Exons: 4
Coding region: 1-1881 (626 amino acids)
Biological process (GO): SCF-dependent proteasomal ubiquitin-dependent protein catabolic process
Cellular component (GO): SCF ubiquitin ligase complex
Source: RefSeq, a predicted model, not a curated record